UGAUCAGCAUGCCUUUCAUGUCCUUGCACUCUAGCUACGUGGCUGUGUGUGCUGAGAUCCAGGAGCCCCACGUGUACCUGCAGAACAGCCAGGUGGAACUCAGCAGCCUCUAUCUGGACGUGCCCACAAAGUCGACUCUCUCACUCAUCAACAGCACGCUCCUCCCCACCCGGUUCCACUGGGGCAAGCUCCUGGGAAACCAAGCAGCCUCCUGCACAGUGACAGUUUCCCCUAGACGUGGCCUGCUGGGCCCUAGUGAGGAGCGCCAGUUCGUCUUGGAGUUCACAGCUCAUACCCAGUGGCCAGGCCACCCGGAAGAGCUCCACCUGGACUUUGGCUCGAUGGUGCCACUGAGGACCUGUGUGAAUCGCCAGCUCAUCCUGAAUAAUCACUCACCAGUUCAGACUUCUUUCAUCCUCAAGUUUGAGUACUUCGGGAGCUCUCCGAACAGCCUGAGCAAAAGGAGCAGCUUGUGA
This is a messenger RNA of Cavia porcellus (domestic guinea pig), 476 nucleotides long. RefSeq names its product deleted in lung and esophageal cancer protein 1-like. Gene Ontology annotation, molecular function: tubulin binding. Lineage: Eukaryota; Metazoa; Chordata; Mammalia; Rodentia; Caviidae. Gene Ontology annotation, biological process: negative regulation of cell population proliferation. The transcript has 3 exons. Gene Ontology annotation, cellular component: cytoplasm; cilium. Bases 9 to 476 code for a protein of 155 amino acids. The record is from RefSeq and is a predicted model, not a curated record.